GGGGGUCAGCGGUCGCGCCGGGGAGCCCCUGCGGGGCAGAAGCGGGGAGCCCCCGGCCCCUCCUGCUCCGGUUCCCACGCUCCCGCCCCGGGUUCUAAAAGGGGCCGCCCCACAGCCCGAGAAAGGGGGCGGGCGAGAGCCGGCCGGUUGGCCCCCUCCCGGCGGGACUCGGCCCGGGCAGGGGAAGUGGGCGAGGUCUCCUCGUGAAUAUUCAUGAGGCACGUUCACCGCCGGCGGUCCGGCUCGGCUUAACCCCACCCUCUCCCGAGUCCCCCGCUGGCGGGAACAGGAUGUCUGGGCGGGAGGGGGCGGGGCCGCGGGGGAGGAGCCAGGCCCCCUGCCUGCCGGCCCCGCCCGCCCGCCUGUCCCCUCCUCCCGGCCCACAGCUGGAGCCGGCCCCCCUCCCCAGAUGUGGCGCCCCGCGCCCAGGGCCUGACGGACCGGGGAGGGAGACAGACAGACGGGCAGACCGGCCGCCGGCCUCCCCGCCCGACCCCGGGCUGCCCCCGGCCAGAGUCGGCCCCGCCGGCCCCUCGGCUGCUCCCGGGACUGACACGCCGGCCCCCGCGGGCGGCCCCGCUCUCCCGCUCCGCUUGCGGGCGCUCCCGGAGCGGGACACGCGCUGCCGGCCGCCGCCAGCUCCGGGCCCGCGGGGACCCCGGGGUCUGGGCCCCCCCGGGAGAAGGACGGUGCUUUGAGAGCCGCCAGUCAUGCCUGAGGGAGCCCGCCGCCUGAGUCUCACCAAGCCCAGCCCGACCCCAAGCCCCGGGUGUAGCCAUCGAGGACUCCCCCCGGCCCUGCCCAUGGCCUCCCCCCGGGGGUCUGGGAGCUCUACAUCCCUGAGUACCGUGGGCUCUGAGGGGGAGCCCCAUGCAGGCCCCAGCCCCGGCCCCAGCUCCGGCCAGGCCUGCCCUGUGCCAACCGUGGAGCCCCCCCCAGGGCCCCCCAUUCGGCUGCACCUGACUCCGGUGGGGCUUCGAGGGGAGCCAGGGCAAGGGACCAAGAAGCCCUCCCACCUGGAGCGGGUGGUCCGGGAGAUCGUGGAGACCGAGCGGGCCUACGUGAGGGACCUGAGGAGCAUCGUGGAGGAUUACCUGGGCUGCCUGGUGGCCAACGGCCCCCCCGGGCUGAAUCCAGAGCAUCUCGGGACCCUCUUCUCCAACAUCGAAGAUAUCUACGAGUUUAGCAGUGAGCUCUUGGAAGACCUGGAGAGCAGUAGCAGUGCCCACGGCAUCGCAGACUGCUUUGUGCAAAGGAGCGAAGAGUUUGACAUCUAUACCCUCUACUGCAUGAACUACCCGAGCUCCAUGGCCUUACUCCGGGACCUUUCCCUCUGCCCUCCGGUGGCCCAGUGGCUCCAGGAGCGCCAGGCCCAGCUCCGCCAUUCGCUGCCCCUGCAGAGCUUCCUCCUCAAACCCGUCCAGCGAAUCCUGAAGUACCACCUCUUACUGCAGGUGCAGACUUGGACCCGGGCCCCUGUGGUUGGGGGAAGUCGGGUCCAGCGGGAUCCUCUGGGCCUUCCAAGGGGCCGUUUGACCAUCCCAAAGCACCAGCACCUGCUGCAGGCCAAGAACCAUGAGGAGAAGCGCCUGUGGCUCCAUUACCUGCAGCGCUUGAUAGUGGAAAACCACCCGGCGUCCAUCCCCGCUAAGGCAAAGCAAGUCCUCUUGGAAAACGCUUUCCACUGUGCCCCUGAAGGCCAGCCCAGCUGUGAGCCUCUGACACCCCCGCUCGGAUCCCCCCGCCUCCCCGAAGGCCGAAACUUCAGCGGACGAAGGAAGACAGACCCCUCCCCGUCUCUGACCAGCCCCGCGGGGGCCUCCCCGGGCCGCCGAGGCCGGAGGCAGUCCGAGCCAGCAAAGGAGUGUCACCUCAUGUUUGGGAAGAUCGCUGGAUCCAGGCUCAAGCACGCCGGCAGCGAGGGGGAGCUGUUCCCGAUGUCGCAGUCCCUCUGCAAGGCCCCGACCCCAGAGCCGGCCCCGGCCUCAGGAGCCCCCGAAGACGUGGAGGAGCCGGCUCCCCCUGCCCUGGGCCCCCCAGGGCUCUCGAUCACCGAGGAGAUCAUGGAGCUGCUGACCCAGAGAGGUCUCCAGGAGCCCAGGCUUUCCCCCCUGGAAGUUCCUGAAGCUCCCAGAUUCCAGGGGGAGCCCGCGUCUCCAAAUCAUUCUGGGAACGUCGGCCCCGAGAGCCCAGCCCAAUUAAGUGGUGAGUACUCUGAAGAAGAGGAGGGGACACGACUGAAAGACCAGCGGUCAUCGCCCCUCCACGUCCUCGAGAGGCUGGACGACACGGACGUUUGCGGCAGCUCCGAAGUCCCCGGAAAUGCGGCAGUUUCUGACGCUCCCGGGCUCCCAGACGCUCCCCCAAUUCCCAACUGUGAGCCCAGUUCCAGGAUCCCCGAACCCUCCUUGGGACAAGGGGAGCCCUGCUCCGAGGCCUCAGCUCAGGAGGAGGACUCGGAGGCAGCUACAUCAGCGACGCCAGUCCCGUCGGGAAAGGCGGACGAUGGAGCCCAGUCCAGACAGGAGAGCCAGUCAUCUUGGACGGAGGAAGAGGAGGAAGAGGAGGAAGAGGAGGAAGAGGAGGAGGAGGGGGAGGAGGAGGGGGAGGAGGAGGGGGAGGAGGAAGCCGAAGAAGGACAGCUGCCUCCCAGCUCUCCCACCAAGCCCGAGAGUUUAGAGACUGCCGAGUUCCACUCCUGCUCGGAGAUCCGGAGAGCCUGGCAGGCCCUGGAGGCCAGGGGCUCCCAGGGCACCGUUCUGGAGCCCUUGCUCAUCCUGGAAGAGUCCGAUUUCAGGGCAGGCUGCCAAGUGGGCUCCCUGUCCCAGCUCCUGGUGGGCGGCGAUGGGAGCAGGACCGGGGAUGGCCCCGGGGGGACCGCUGGGUCGGAGAGGGUGGCCACGCGGGUGCGCGAGCUAGCCCGGAUGUACAGUGACCGCAUCGAGAGACUCCAGAGGGCCGGGAACCAGGUGUCUGGUGCCGGCUCCCGGAGGAGAGCCCGGGGCCUGGUGCACUCCCACCAACUCCUGGCCCCUCCAGAGGAGGAGGAGGACCUUCAGCCCGGGCCUCUACCUGCUUUUGGUCACGUCCUAGUCCGGGAGGUGAACUUCCCCAUGGCCUGUGCUCAGGCCUCUGUGGCUCUGGUCCCGGCGUUGCGACCCCAGGCCACGGCCCCACUGGCCACCCAGAGGCCUGAGCCUCCUCCUGCUGGAAAGCAUCACCCCACUGAGGCCAGUGGACUCCCAGAGGCCGAGGUCCCCGAGGAGGAAGCCUGGAACCUCCCUGUUCCAGAGGCUGUUCAGCCAGCCCCCGAAGCCCCACCCCCUCCCCCUGCCCCAAGCCUACCUCCUCAGGGGCGCCAGCUCUUGGGGUCAAGUGCAGCCGCCUUGUCCAGGUAUCUGGCCGCUUCUUGUAUCAGCCAGAGUCUGGCAAGGAGAGGGGCGGGGGUCCCAGAAGGGGAGGCUCCUGCGGCCUGGAGGCCCUCCCCAGCCCGGGGGUCCUGGGCCUCGGCCCCCUCAUCCCGAGCCCCCUCACCACCCCCCAUGGCGCGGCCCAGCUACUCUACCACUGUCAGCAUCCGAGUGGGGGGAGGGGGCAGGCUGGGUCCAGCCAAGGCCCAGGUCCGCCUGAAUCACGCUCCUCUGCUGGCCUCCCUGGACCUCCCGGGCCAGCGGCGGGUACAGGGCGCUGCCGAGGGCACCCCUAGAACGUGAGCUGAGCCAGGGUCAGGGCUCUCCAAAAAGACUUGAAGAUAUCGAAGGCCCUGUGAGGAUCUGGACAAUUGGGGCCUGCUCUGGAGUGGCCUCGGAGCCUCAGGUUCCUGGCCACUCCCCAGGGGUCCGGACAGAGGUCUGCUGGGCCCAUCAAGUGCUUUGAAAACCCACAGGGGGCUGCCUUUAAUGUUAUUAAUAAUUAAUAUUAUUUUCUACGUUUGCACAUGGGGGUGUUUUCUCUUGUACAGCUCCAUCCAAAAACUGUCCACCCCACUCCUGUCCCCCCAAAACUGUGGGGAGUUCUCCGAAGGGUGUGGGGGCUUGGGGAUCUGGGUAAGGAAAUACCCCAUAUUUCACCUAACCUUGAAGGGGGAAUGCUCCCUAACUCCCAAGCCCCUCUCUAUCCUAGCACUGACCCCGGCCCCCCACUUCCUCUCCAGAAACACAAAGUCCCCAGCCCCCCAAUAAAUGGAUUUAAGCUCUUUCA
Molecule: messenger RNA, 4200 nt
Organism: Sarcophilus harrisii (Tasmanian devil)
Lineage: Eukaryota; Metazoa; Chordata; Mammalia; Dasyuromorphia; Dasyuridae
Gene: PLEKHG2
Product: pleckstrin homology and RhoGEF domain containing G2
Exons: 17
Coding region: 711-3713 (1000 amino acids)
Molecular function (GO): guanyl-nucleotide exchange factor activity
Source: RefSeq, a predicted model, not a curated record